Molecule: messenger RNA, 5565 nt
Organism: Atta colombica
Lineage: Eukaryota; Metazoa; Arthropoda; Insecta; Hymenoptera; Formicidae
Gene: fs(1)M3
Exons: 18
Coding region: 1-5565 (1854 amino acids)
Cellular component (GO): cell surface
Molecular function (GO): heparin binding; protein binding
Source: RefSeq, a predicted model, not a curated record
AUGAAACUCUUCUUUCUAUUCCUGGAAAGUUAUAUUUCUAUACUAUUAUUUUCCGUGCACGCGAUAGACCUGAACGAAUAUCUCGACGAAAAAUUACGGCAAUCCAAGACAGAAUUCAUUAAAAUACAUAUCCAAGAAACAUCACCAGUGCAAGAAAAAUCAUAUAAUCUUAACUGGGACAGAUCAUGGCGAGUUCCUAUAACAAGCGAUCAUCAGCCAUUCGCAAUAGAUAUGCUCGACGGAGUAUUCAUUCUCGACAGCAAUCGUGUGAUGGUACCUUCUCUCAAUGCGACUUCCUGGAAUGAGACUUAUGACACGUUACGCGAAGUUUAUCGGAUCAAAAAGGGAACCGUCAUUAAAUUUGUCAGGAGUAUCAUAUGGAAGAACACCAACUAUCUAUUAGUAUGUUACGAGCCCAGUCUAUGCAGUAUUCACACGGCAAAAUCGAAUCAGCCGUUGCGAUUUCGUCAUACCAUUGGAUACAAACGAAUCCCUGUAGAUGCUAAAUUUUUCAUACAAGCCGAUCAACUAUAUCUGAUUAUCGUCAAUAAUGCCAACAAAUUUCCCAUAUCAUCCGUGAUCUACCGAUGGAGCGGCACAUACAUGGACGUCGUCGACGAAAUGAGGAUGACCGGCGCAAUAUCGGUCACCGCAUUCGAGCACCGGCGAUCAACGAUCAUUGUAUUCGCCCAGAAUUACGCCGAGAAUCCGUGGAUCGGUUCCGAAGUGUAUGAGUUCAAGGACAAUAACAUCGUAAGGAUACAAUUACUAUCCACUGCUGGUGCAUCACGUCCGACGUCGGUGCAUCACUACAUUCAUGGCGACUUCAACUUCAUACUGAUGAUAAAUGAUUUAGGACCGAGCGAUGUGUUCUGUUGGGACGGAGGAGAAUUGCUGGAUUGGUUCAGCCUUCCUGACAUCGAACCGUAUAGUCUGAUAAGAAUUUUUCACAUAGACGGCGAUACUUUCAUAGUUGUAGCGCACGAUAAUAUUAUCCAGCUAUAUAAAUUUCAUAGUACAUCCGAUUGGAAAAGCGAAAAUGUUAAACUCUUUAAGGAUAAUCAAAAAAUAGUUGAUAUGAUAGUCUUAUUGAACGAACAUACAAUAAAUUUAACAUUGGUCCUUGUAGAAAAAAACGUAUAUUGGGUGGAACAAUGGGAAGUUGAGAUGACUUUGGUACCAGUAGAUAACAAUGUGAAUAAUACCGAUGCAACAAGAAAAUGCUUAUCGGAUCUGAUCGAAACGUUACAAGCGAGAAUGUCAGCCGUAAAAGAAGCUAAAGCUUCCUGGAAGCUGCUCUUACCAGCUGCAAAGAAUUUGACAAUUUCAGAGCCAGUGAAUUUUGACAGUUUGAUCUUGCGAUCCGGCAUGGUGGACAGCGCAGAGGUUGUGACUGAAGAAGAUAUCCUGUCACCUCAUCAAAUUGCAAAAGCUCUGAAAGAACUCGAUCGCAAUGUCCACAACGUCCAGGCAAAACAAUUAAAUUCGCAAGAGAUGACUGCUGAUAUAUUGGAAGCGUUCAAGGAAAAGAUUAUAGCUAAUGAUGUAUAUCUGGAUGAGUUGGAAAUCGACCAAAUGCAAGUGGAUUUCGUGAACAACGUGAAUAUGCAGUCGGAGAAGAUAAUUCCCUUUGAAACUGAAGAGUUCGCAAAUCUGUUACGUGCGAAAAAUCUCAUUAUACACAAUCUCGAGGUUGACUCUCUCUGUGGAAUACCGCCCGAAUAUUGGUUGUUACAAAAUGACGAAGGAAUUGGGUCUGCCAUUGCAAAUAGUUCUGUCGAGUAUUCAAAUGAUACUCUUAUAUUGCAUUCCGAUUUAACAGUACCGACAUUAAAGAUUAAAAACCUGAAUGGGACAAUCAUCGAUCAGUUGAUGGACGAUUUAUUUAUCAUUAAUCGCGCUCAGAAAAUCAAUGGUACGAUCACAUAUAAGAACUCGCUGCAAAUUAUGAAUCUUACGGCACAAAUGGUGAAUGGUGUUUCUACCGAUAAACUUAUGACUACAACAACAAAUCAGAGUUUUGAUGAUUUCUAUGCGAAAGCGUUACACAUUGAAAAUCUGUAUGCGGAAAGAGUUAAUGGGGUGCCCGUUGAGGAAGCUGCACGAAAGUCUCGAAAGAACGUUAUUGAGGGUAAAUUAAAGUUGGCGAAACUUACCGUUACCGAGAAUUUGGUGAUCGACACGAAUGAGUCUAUGAUAAAAAUGCCCGAUAAGUGGCUUCAGAUCUACAAAAAUGUGACGAUACUAGGUGAUCUGCAUGUUCAGAAUAUCAUGGUCGACAAGACAGCGAAGCUCUUCGUGGAAGAUAAUCUGGUAAACGUGACCGACAUGUUCGAUCGAUACUGGACAAAAUCUACCGAUCAGACUAUCACCGAAAAAAUCACUUUGGAAGCCGGAUUCACUAUCGAUAAACUUGAUACUAAGUACCUCAACGGUUUCGCGGAGAGCGACUUUCUAUAUACCACGAUGAAGGAGAUACCGAGCGAUUUCACUAAUCUGCGCUUCGAGAACUUCCACGUCGAUCAAUUCUUUCAUGAGAAUGGUCCUCACGAUAAUUUCUUCGAAGUUGAACCAAAUUCAUUAACGAUCCGAGAAAAGUUGCACGUACAAACUCUCCGAGCGAAAGAUAUCAUUACUCUAACUUUCAAUGGCAUUAAUGUGAACGACAUCAUGAAUGAGACGCGUGUGAAUUUCUCAGAAACCGUGGAACUUCCCGCUGUUCAAGCAUGUCGUGUCUUCGUUGAUAAUCUCGAUGUUCGUUUUAUCAAUAAUCGCGAAGUCUUCUUCGAGAACGGGCUUCACACCGACGACAAUCAUCGGCUAGCAUUCUUGAAGGUACCAGAGUUUCACGUACAAAAUUUGGAAGUGGAGACAUUGAAUGGGAUUGAGAUAAAUCAGACGCGAUUGAAAGAUUUGAUGAGUUCUGAAUCAAUUAAAAUCGUUAUCGACGGUGAUUUGACGGUGGAGAAUCUAAUGGUUGAUCAAGUGGGUGGGCAAUCGACCGAGAGUUUCUUAGAGGAACUGUCGCAAAAUGACAUUGUGAUAACGUCAGAAAGAAGCAUCGAGAAUUUGAUCGUUCAGAACAUAACGAUAGAAUCUCUUCGUGGACGUAACUUCAAUGAUUGGACCGCCAGUGUUCUUUCUAAAUCAAAGGAGCAAACGAUAACAGGAUACUUCACUGCUGAUGUUGUCAUCUCCGACAAUGUCACAGUGGAUUUUAUCAACAAACAAAACGCUUCGCAACUGAUGUGGGUGGACGAGCCUCUGACAAUCAUGGGCAACGUAACGUUCACCGAUCUAUUGGUCGAAGGCGACGUGAUUACUCCAAAAAUGAAUGGACGCAACGUAAGCGAGUUAUACGAUAGCUUGUUGUACAUUCCCGUAAAAAAUAUCGACCUCUUGGAAGUCCACGGAAAUAUUUCCUGGGACACAGAUUCAACUAGUCCUGCUUCUAUCUCUCAUCUAUUAAAUAACGCUGUGACCAAAGAUAGGGACCAAGUUAUUACGGGAAAAGUGAUCUUUGAAGAGGAUGUUCGUGCGUGGGCGGUUAGAGGUAAUUAUUCAAACAUCGAGCAAAUUCAACAAAUAAUAUCGGAUGCCGUGAUCGACUACGGAGAACACAUCGAGAUCAACGGAACGAAAAUCUUCGAGGAAGACUUUGUCGUGGACAAUUUGAAAGUGAAUGGCGAUUUGGGUAUUGCCAAUAUCAAUGAUGUGAAUAUCCUCGAGUUCAAUAAUUCUGUCUUUAAACAGAAUCACGAUGACAUGAUUGUUGGUCCGUUAAUAUUCCUUAAGGAUGUUACGGUCGAGAAGCUUUAUGUAAACGACGCCAAUCUCAACGCGUCCGUCAACGCAGCAGUCCGUUCCAACGACGUUAUGCCGGACAAUAUUUAUUUCGAGGAGCUCGAGGUACUGGGUGAUGUGUAUCUACAAAAUUUGAAUAAAAUUGACUUUGACAAGUUUGUAAAGGAUCGUGUCACUCUUAGCGGAGAUCAUGAAAUUACGUGCGAUAUGAAAUUCAAUGGUAUCGUUACAGUAACAGGCAAUGCAAAUAUAAGAAAAAUUAAUGGAAUUUAUCCAUCUAAUUUUGUCCUCAAUGACGUUGACGAGGUGCAAAUAAUAGAUGGCGUAAAGACUUUCAAAGAGGACUUGAUAGUUGAUGGAGACGUUGUUGCGCCACUAAUUAAUAAUGUCAAUAUAAUGGAAAAAUAUAACGACGGUAUACAAAAUAAUGAUGAAAAUGUCGACAUCUUUGGUGACCUUAUUUUCAAGGCGGAUGUUCGGAUUAAAAACAUAAGUACUUCUGGAUUUGUGAACGGCGUGAAUCUGCAUUCUGUCGCUAACAAUUUCAAAGGAAAGAUAGACAAUAUUAUUGAGAACUUGGAGAAAUUUUGGAAAAUAAUCGAACAGAAUAUCGAGUACAGCUCGCAAAUGUCCAAAACCUUGCGCAACAUUUUUUUCUAUCUAGAGGAGGAAGAAGAUUUAAAGAUACCUGGGACCAAUGUCAGUAAGAUCGAUGUAGUGUAUUUUGACGAGAACACGGUCAGGUUGAAUAUGUAUAGGGAGCAACCUGGAAGAUUUUGUGGGCUACUUGACAACUGUUCAUGUACGUAUCAGUCUGUGAUUGAUGUCAUUAAAUUCAGUGACACGAACAGAACUAUACGAGAGUGGCGAGUAAACGCCGGGGAAAUUGUGAAAAAUUUUCACGAUCCAGGCGAAAUGUUCGGUGUGAAUAUAAUGACGAACACUGUUUCAAGCAGCAAAGAAUGCACCUCGAAAAUCAGAUCAGAAUAUACUACGAUUUCCUUGAUGACAAUAGAAAAUUUUAAAAUGAAUCACGAAGAAGUUUUUCAUAAAAUAGAAGGCUACCUAAAGGAUGCUAAAAUUUUUAAGCAUGACGGCGAUGUGUAUAUAGUUUUGGCGAUAUACUAUGAUAAAGUACGUGCAACACAUCGCACAAAUUCUUUGCUUUAUAAAGUGCAUUCGAUAAGAAACGCAACGUUAGUGCAGAAAAUUCCUACGGAUGGUGCUUGGUCCAUUCAGAUUUUCAAUAUCGAUCACGAAGUAUUUCUUCUUAUCGGCUGUUAUAGCGAGUCCUUGAAAUCUUUAUUAUACAAAUUCGAUCCAACAACACAAAAGUUUGAACAGUUGAGAACAUUCACAAGCAGAAGCCGUUAUGUAAAAAGUCUAUCACAAGAAAAAGAUUAUUUCGUUCUACUGGACAAUCCUGAUACAAACGCAGUGAACAUUUAUAAAUACGACCACGAGUUUCGAAAUUUUUAUAGUUAUCAAAGCAUUUUUCAUUCCCAUCAGAUUAACGGGAUUGAGUAUUUCUACACCGAUGAGUAUGGCAACAGCGAUGUGUUUGUGAUUGUGACGACCCAGAGUGGACAGUUUUAUAUUUAUGAAUAUAUGUUUGCCGGGAAAUUCCAAAUGAAAAUGCAACACGCCGUGAAUGGCUUACAAACGAUGAUGCCAUUCUACCACAUGAACAAUCAUUAUAUUUUGGCUGGCACAGACGACAACAACAUAAUUUUCCGCAUUAUAAAACAGGGUCCACAUUAA